Postia placenta MAD-698-R-SB12 is the source of this 3307-nucleotide messenger RNA. RefSeq lists its product as hypothetical. The record is from RefSeq and is a predicted model, not a curated record. Lineage: Eukaryota; Fungi; Basidiomycota; Agaricomycetes; Polyporales; Adustoporiaceae. Gene Ontology annotation, molecular function: protein binding. The transcript is spliced from 5 exons. Gene Ontology annotation, biological process: protein transport to vacuole involved in ubiquitin-dependent protein catabolic process via the multivesicular body sorting pathway. Gene Ontology annotation, cellular component: endosome. The coding region runs from base 1 to 3135 and encodes 1044 amino acids.
AUGUUACACCAUUCGCCUAUGAUCUCGAUACCCAAGAAGUCCACAGAGGAUGUAGACUGGACGACGCCAAUACGGAGCGCAAUAUCGCACUCGUACGGAGAGGAUCCAGACAACUAUGCCACCGAGUGCGCCAACCUUCAGCGGUGUAGGCAAGACGCGGUUAAGGGUGCUGGCAGCGACAUGACUGCGCGGGACCUCCUGUAUAAGUACUUCGGCCAGCUCGAGCUUCUCGAGCUGCGCUUCCCCGAACUCCGGGUGAACUUCCCUUGGCGGGAUGCUUUCACGAACAAGCUCAUCACGCAGACGUCCAUCGCAUACGAGAAAGCGUCCAUCAUCUUCCAGAUCGCGGCAACGCACUCCGCCAUCGCGGCGUACCAGAACAGAGCCGACCCCGAAGGCCUGAAGCGGGCGUUCCACUAUUUCCGCACAUGCGCGGGCAUGCUCACGUACAUUAAUGACAACUUCCUGCACGCGCCGUCGACGGACCUGAGCCGCGAAGUGAUCAAGUUCCUGGUGGGGGCCAUUCUCGCGCAGGCGACCGAGGUCUUCUUCGAGAAGUGCACGGACGAGAAGAAAGGGAACGCGCUGGUGGCAAAGAUUGCAUCGCAGACGGCGUUCAUGUACAACGCACUUAGUGAGGAGGUGAAGGAGUUCAUGGGCAAGGGUAUCUUUGACCGCAAUUGGGUCACCAUCGUGCAGACCAAGGCGAAAUACUUCACAUCCGUGGCUCAAUACUACAGGGCGCUGGCUGAUAGUGCAGCAAGCAAGCACGGAGAUGCCCUCGUACGCUUCACUUUGGCCGAAGCAGCUGCAAAGGAAGCGAACCGCUCUGCGACCUCAUUCAACUCCGUCUUCGUAACGCAGAUGUCGCCCAACCUUCCACCAGAUGCCGGCCCCGCCCUGCUCGACCUCACAAAAGCCCAUCUUGCGCUCUGCACGGACAAGAAGAGCGAGGCGCAGCGCGAGAACGACUUGAUCUAUAAUGCGGUGCCGCCCGCGGCUGAGGCGCUCCCGCCGAUCGACAAAGCGGUGGUCGCGACACCGGUGACAAUCCAGGAAGUAUACGCAACGGCGGACGUGCAGAAAGUGAUCGGCCCGGACCUGUUCCUGCGGCUGAUCCCGCUGAGCGUGCACGAGAGCGCGAGUGUAUACUCGGAGGAGAAGGCAAAGCUCGUACGCGGGGAGGUCGAGAAGGCGGACGACGCGGACGCAGAGGUGAAGAGCGCGCUUGACUCGCUGGGUGUCAAGCAAGGCCUCGUGCGCUUCAAGGCGAUCGCGGAGGGUGGCGUCGGUGGCGAGGAAGAGGUGCCCGUGGAGGUGCGCCGAUGGCGCGAGGAUAUUGGGCUCAUGGAGGAACGCGAAGCCGUCGAAACGCUCAUGGUGCAGCUGAAGCGCUUGAAAGACUUGGUCAAGAAUGAGCUUGACAGCGUAAGCCGGGACCUUGAAACCGAGAGCAGAGAGUGCGAGACGAUGCGCGUGAAGUACGACCACUUGUGGACACAAGCACCGUCCGCUGCCUUGACCAAGUCCCUUCGCCAAGACUUGAAGUCACAUCUCAGCGCACUGGAGGCUGCAGCCCAGUCGGAUCAGCAAGUCGACGCUCUUUGGGACUCGGUAAAAGGCGAGGUCCGACUGCUACUCUCUCCACAAGUAGAAGAUGUCUUCCGAGCUAGCACGGAACAAGGAGGGGCAGGAUCGGAGAACUUGCUUGACCUGGACGUCACAAGCGAGACGCAAGGAGAAGAGGAACGUGCUAGAGUUGCACAGCUCGUCGACGAACUUGAGGAACGACUUGGUCGGCUGAACAAGAUCGCCCAUGAAAGAGGACAAGUUCUGAAGGAUUUAAAGGAUAAGGUCCAAGCCGAUGAUGUAUCACAUCUCCUGCUGCUCAACCGUCGGAAUAGUGGUGUCGAGACCAGUCUGUUCGCCGGGGAACUUGAGAAAUUCCGCCCGUACCAACAGCGGUUAACGGCCACUUUCCACCAUGAGCAAAUCACCUUGCAAGAGGUUUCAGCCCUCUGGCGUACCUUGAAGGAUCUUGCAGGACGUGGACCAGGUGCCAAGAAGUGGGAGGAACGAGAGAAACGUAAGAAAGAUACCAUUCGCCGCUUCUCGCGUGCCAGAGAUGUGUACAUGGAAGUGAGGGAUGGUCUUGCGAAAGGAUUGCAAUUCUACAACGAGCUCACGGAGCUAACGACUGGGCUCAGACGCAAUGCAAAGUCCUUCGUAUCAGAACGCACGAUGGAGCGCGAGGCCCUUGCCGCGCAAGCGGAGGCGGAGCGCAGGAAAUCUCAAGCUGCGGCUACGUCGCCCCCUCCUCUUGCUGAGAAGCCCCGCCUUCCACCUCCGCCGCCUCGGCCGCAGAGUUCGUCCUUCGCAAGUGGCAUCGACUCGUCCUUUGCUGCCAUGAACCUCAACGGUCGUCGUAAUGGGCCAACGUCACCGCCGCCGCCACCUGCAACCCAGAGUUCGUGGCCUUCGGCUCCCGCACCACCCUCCCAGCAAUACUCAACUCCGCCCCCUUCUCAGCAAUAUCCAUCGCCGCCGGUUUCACAGCAAUAUUCUUCUCCACCUGCAUCUCAGCAGUAUCCGCCACCAUCAACUUCUCAACAAUUCCCGUCGCCUCCUCCUCAACCACCAAGAGCCCCUUACCCUCCUCAGUCACAGCCCUCGUAUCAGCCGUCGGCACCUCCAGCCGACCCUUACUCAUCGCUUGUUAUGUUUGGUAAUAGCGGGAGUGGUUCCCCGUUCGCCCAAGCGCCGUCUGCUCCGACCCCUCCUCCACAUCUACCGCCUCCGCCUCAGGGUAACCCGCUCGGACAGCAACAUCCCAGGUACUCGCAGCCACAACAGCCAGCUUACUCGCAGCCUCAGCAGCAGACGUACGCACAACCUCAGCAGCGCCAGGCACCGUAUCCGCCGCCGUCGCAGCCAAUGUACAAUACCACGUAUGCACCUCCGCAAUCGACAUCACCGUUCCCUCCUCCGCCUCCUCCUGUUUCAUAUCAGCCCCAGUAUGGCUCGUCGCCCACAAAUGCACCUGCGCAGCAACAGCCGGGGGGCUAUCAAUAUCAGACUUUCCCGCCCCCUCCUCAGCAGCAGUACAGCCAAUAUCCCCAAGGCUAUGGACGGUAGCGAUGUACAUAAGCGCAUCGCAUUAUUGUAUGUUUGUACCUAUCAAGUUGCUACUUACCGAUGAAAUACAGGAAUGGAUGUAGCAUUUCCCUCUGUGCAAUAGCUAGGUGUCGAGAUUGCUAUUGAAUCUAAUAGAUCGUAGGCAACAAUGACCCGGACCAUAUCUGAUGGU